Molecule: messenger RNA, 3129 nt
Organism: Puma concolor (puma)
Lineage: Eukaryota; Metazoa; Chordata; Mammalia; Carnivora; Felidae
Gene: ANO3
Product: anoctamin 3
Biological process (GO): chloride transmembrane transport
Cellular component (GO): plasma membrane
Molecular function (GO): chloride channel activity; protein dimerization activity
Source: RefSeq, a predicted model, not a curated record
AUGUCAACUGUGAAGUUUGAACUGGAUUAUCUUUCUCCUGAAGGCUUCAGACAUGAGCAUGCUUCCAACCCAGAAUUUACUUUAACCUGUUUGACUGAACUCUCUGAGGAUUCUAGUCAAUUCGAACUUCAACACUCCAAUUCUGUCCCCACUGGCUUGCGAAAGUUGUGCUCAUCUCAUUGUGAGCUUGAGAAGAGUGUGUGGGCUGCCAAAGGCAAACACAGUGAAGGUAUGAAUAUAAGCAAGAGUGAGAUAACAAAAGAAACUUCGUUAAAACCGUCCCGGAGAUCCCUGCCUUGCCUUGCCCAGAGCUAUGCCUACUCAAAGAGUUUGAGCCAAUCCACCUCUCUCUUCCAGUCAACGGAGAGUGAAUCUCAGGCUCCCACUUCUGUGACCUUAAUCUCCGCUGACAAAGCAGAGCAAGUUAAUGCUGAGGAGGAUAAUAAAGACUCUGUGCUCAAAUGCUCUUUCGCUGACCUCAGUGACUUUUGCUUGGCCCUAGGAAAAGAUAAGGAUUACAUGGAUGAAUCAGAACAUGCUAAUUAUGACCGAUCUCGGCUUAUUAAAGACUCUGUUCCCAAAGAUAAUUCUGAAUCCAAGGCAAAAUUGUCUAAGAAUGACAUGAAUUACAUAGCAUCCAGUGGACUUCUAUUCAAAGAUGGCAAAAAACGGAUUGAUUACAUCCUGGUGUAUAGAAAGUCAAAUAUACAAUAUGACAAAAGAAACACAUUUGAAAAGAACCUCAGAGCCGAAGGCCUGAUGUUGGAAAAGGAGCCAGCUGUUGCAAACCCUGAUAUCAUGUUUAUUAAAAUUCAUAUUCCAUGGGACACGCUGUGCAAGUAUGCAGAGAGGCUGAAUAUCAGGAUGCCCUUCAGGAAAAAAUGCUAUUACACUGACCGGAGCAGCAAAUCAAUGGGCAGUGUGCAAAAUUAUUUUAGAAGGAUAAAAAAAUGGAUGUCCCAAAACCCAAUGGUUCUCGACAAGUCAGCUUUUCCACACCUGGAGGAAUCAGACUGCUAUACAGGCCCCUUCAGCCGUGCACGGAUUCACCACUUCAUAAUAAACAAUAAGGACACAUUCUUCAGUAAUGCUACUCGAAGCAGGAUAGUCUAUCACAUGCUACAGCACACCAAAUAUGAAAAUGGAAUAUCAAAAGUGGGUAUCUGUAAACUUAUAAAUAAUGGCUCAUAUAUAGCAGCUUUUCCUCCACAUGAGGGAGCCUACAAGAGUAGCCAACCCAUCAAAACGCAUGGACCUCAGAAUAAUAGGCAUCUAUUAUAUGAGCGCUGGGCACGCUGGGGAAUGUGGUAUAAGCAUCAGCCCUUGGAUUUAAUCAGGCUAUACUUUGGUGAGAAGAUUGGGCUGUACUUUGCUUGGCUGGGAUGGUAUACUGGAAUGCUGAUUCCUGCAGCACUUGUUGGCUUGUGUGUUUUUUUCUAUGGGAUAUUUACAAUGAAUGCAAGUCAAGUAAGCCAAGAAAUUUGCAAGGCCACUGAAGUCUUCAUGUGCCCUCUCUGUGACAAGAACUGCUCACUGCAGAGACUCAAUGAAAGCUGUAUCUAUGCCAAGGUGACAUAUUUGUUUGAUAAUGGAGGAACGGUCUUCUUUGCUAUUUUUAUGGCAAUAUGGGCCACAGUCUUCUUGGAAUUUUGGAAAAGGAGAAGAAGUACACUGACCUAUACUUGGGACCUUAUUGAAUGGGAAGAAGAGGAGGAAACACUUCGUCCCCAGUUUGAAGCCAAGUAUUAUAAGAUGGAGAGAGUGAAUCCCAUUAGUGGGAAACCUGAGCCACAUCAGCCUUCCUCAGACAAAGUCACUCGUCUUCUUGUUUCUAUCUCAGGAAUAUUCUUCAUGAUUUCUUUGGUGAUCACUGCAGUGUUUGCUGUUGUCGUGUAUCGCCUGGUUGUCAUGGAACAGUUUGCAUCAUUCAAGUGGAAUUUCAUCAAACAACACUGGCAAUUUGCAACAUCAGCUGCUGCUGUCUGUAUCAAUUUUGUAAUCAUUAUGGCACUGAAUCUUGCUUAUGAAAAAAUUGCUUACCUUCUCACCAACUUAGAAUAUCCUCGAACAGAAUCUGAGUGGGAAAACAGCUUUGCUUUGAAGAUGUUCCUUUUCCAGUUUGUUAAUUUAAAUAGUUCUAUCUUCUAUAUUGCUUUCUUUUUGGGGAGAUUUGUAGGCCACCCAGGAAAUUACAAUAAACUUUUUAACCGGUGGAGACUGGAGGAAUGUCAUCCCAGUGGCUGUUUGAUAGACCUCUGCCUCCAGAUGGGAGUGAUCAUGUUUUUGAAGCAAAUAUGGAACAACUUCAUGGAACUAGGAUACCCGUUGAUCCAGAACUGGUGGUCACGACAUAAAAUCAAGCGAGGAGUACAAGAUGCUUCCAUACCUCAGUGGGAAAAUGAUUGGAAUCUGCAGCCCAUGAAUAUUCAUGGACUUAUGGAUGAGUAUUUAGAAAUGGUUUUGCAGUUUGGUUUUACCACCAUCUUUGUUGCGGCUUUUCCUCUGGCCCCUCUUUUGGCCUUAUUAAACAAUAUCAUUGAGAUCAGGCUGGAUGCCUACAAAUUUGUCACCCAGUGGCGGAGGCCUCUGCCGGCUCGAGCCACUGACAUAGGUAUCUGGUAUGGAAUUCUUGAAGGAAUUGGUAUAUUGGCUGUUAUCACCAAUGCGUUUGUAAUUGCUAUUACAUCUGAUUACAUCCCACGUUUUGUCUAUGAAUACAAAUAUGGCCCCUGUGCAAGUCGUUUUGAAUAUGGUGAAAAUUGUUUAAAGGGAUAUGUCAACAACAGCCUAUCCUUCUUUGACCUGAGUGAGCUUGGUGUGGGAAAAUCUGGUUAUUGCAGGUACCGGGACUACAGAGGUCCCCCGUGGAGUUCUAAACCCUAUGAGUUCACCUUACAAUACUGGCAUAUCCUCGCUGCACGAUUGGCCUUCAUUAUUGUGUUUGAGCACCUUGUUUUUGGGAUCAAGUCAUUCAUCGCAUACCUGAUUCCGGAUGUACCAAAGAACCUGUAUGACCGAAUACGACGGGAGAAGUACUUGGUCCAAGAGAUGAUGUAUGAGGCUGAACUAGAACAUUUGCAACAACAACGGAGAAAAAGUGGUCAUCCUGUUCACCAUGAAUGGCCUUAG